AUGCGACCAACAGUCAGAUGGAAGAUUAGAAGCUCACACGACAGGCCGAUUAGUUCGCGAUCGCCGCUGCCUCAGUAUGCCCCCAGUGUCUUGUCCUCCCACACGCGGACCGGGUCCAUCCUGGACGACGCUCCCAGCAUCCCGCCGCCAGACGGCUCCUACAUGUCCUACGACACCAGGGAUCCCUCACACAGGCCCUGGUCGCCGGCAUCGAGAAUGACGGACUACUCGCGCCCUCCGGCGUCUCACGCUUCCUACGAGCCCUCCGAUAUCAACGGCAGCCCCCGACCAGGAACCCCGUCAUCGCGAUAUGGCGGCAGCCCGCGACGGCCUUUGCCUCCGGCGCCUCGCUAUGGCAACACGUCGCGGAACUCGCAGUUUCCCGACGAUAUCACCGUCUCGAUUCCCUUGGACCACCGCGAGGACGACGACUUCUAUGACCCAGAGACUGAUCUCAGCGAAUCUCGCCAUUACGACGGCUAUGAGCACUACGACCAUUACGAGGAAGAAGAUGACCGCCACUAUGGCGAUGACCGCGACUCGUACCACUCGGGGUCGCAGGAGACGCUGGGCGAGGACCAGGAAUACUACGAUAAGUAUGAGCAUUAUGGCCCUGCGCCCGACGGAGCGCAAGAGAGGCGAGGCGUCCGCGCUCCGCAAAUGUCCAAGAAGGAAGUCCCGCUCAUCAAUGGAGAGCUGGUCUUGGAGUGCAAGAUCCCGACGAUCCUCUACAGUUUCCUGCCCCGGCGAGACGAGGUCGAGUUCACGCACAUGAGAUACACCGCGGUGACGUGCGAUCCCGACGACUUUGUCGAUAGGGGGUACAAGCUGCGACAGAGCAUCGGCCGCACCACUCGAGAGACGGAGCUCUUCAUCUGCAUCACCAUGUACAACGAAGACGAAAUCCUCUUUACGCGAACCAUGUACGCCGUCAUGAAGAAUAUCUCGCACUUUUGCUCGCGAUCCCGAUCUCGCACAUGGGGCGAGAAUGGCUGGCAAAAGGUGGUUGUCUGCAUCAUCUCCGAUGGCCGUGAGAAGAUUCACCCGCGUACACUCGACGCCCUGGCUGCCAUGGGCGUGUACCAGCACGGCAUCGCCAAGAACUUCGUCAACAACCGAGCCGUGCAGGCCCACGUCUACGAAUACACGACCCAGGUCUCGCUCGACUCGGACCUCAAGUUCAAGGGCGCUGAAAAGGGCAUCGUGCCGUGCCAAAUCAUCUUCUGCCUCAAGGAGAAGAACUCGCGCAAGCUCAACUCGCACCGUUGGUUCUUCAAUGCCUUUGGCAAGGCCCUGAACCCCAAUGUCUGCAUUCUCCUCGAUGUGGGAACUCGUCCCGGAGGCACCUCGCUGUACCACCUCUGGAAGGCUUUCGACUUUGACUCCAACGUGGCCGGCGCCUGUGGCGAGAUCAAGGCCAUGAAGGGCAAAUACGGAUCAUACCUGCUGAACCCCUUGGUUGCGUCUCAGAACUUCGAGUACAAAAUGUCCAACAUCCUGGAUAAGCCGCUCGAGUCUGUCUUUGGAUACAUUACCGUGUUGCCCGGUGCCCUCAGUGCCUACCGCUACCACGCGCUGCAGAACGACGAGACCGGCCAUGGACCGUUGAGCCAAUACUUCAAGGGCGAGACUCUCCAUGGACAGCAUGCGGACGUGUUUACCGCCAACAUGUAUCUUGCCGAAGAUCGUAUCCUGUGCUGGGAGCUUGUGGCCAAGCGGGGUGAGAGAUGGGUGUUGAAAUAUGUCAAGGGCUGCCAUGGAGAAACAGACGUGCCCGAUUCCGUCCCCGAGUUCAUCUCCCAGCGAAGAAGAUGGCUGAACGGUGCCUUCUUCGCUGCCGUCUACUCCCUGGUCCAGUUUCGACAGAUUCUGCAGACGGAUCACACCCUUGCUCGCAAGGUCCUCCUGUACAUCGAAUUCGUCUACCAAUUUGUCCAGCUGCUCUUUACGUACUUUUCUCUCGCAAACUUCUACCUGGCCUUCUACUUCGUCGCUGGCGGGUUAGCAGACCCGCGAGUCGAUCCAUUCGGUCACGGCAUUGGCAACGUCAUCUUCAUCAUUUUGAGAUACACCUGUAUCCUGCUCAUUGCUGUCCAGUUCAUCCUGUCGCUUGGCAACCGUCCACAGGGCGCCAGGAGGCUCUAUCUCGGCAGUAUGAUCGUCUACAGCAUCAUCAUGGUGUACACGACCUUUGCCAUCAUCUACAUCGUCGUCAGGCAGUUUACGGACAAGGACAGCGGCAUCACAUUUACACUGGGUAACAACGUGUUUACGAACCUCAUUGUCUCCAUGACCUCGACCAUUGGUCUAUACUUUGCCAUGUCCUUCUUGUACCUCGACCCGUGGCACAUGUUCACCUCUGCCGGCCAGUAUUUCCUGCUUCUGCCGAGCUACAUCUGCACCCUGCAAGUCUACGCCUUCUGCAACACGCACGACGUCACCUGGGGCACCAAGGGCGACAAUGUCAUGAAGACGGACCUGGGAGGCGCCAUUGGCAAGGGCGACAAGGUCGAGCUGGAAAUGCCCAGCGAGCAGCUCGAUAUCGACAGCGGAUACGAUGAGGCCCUGCGCAACCUGCGAGACCGCGUCGAGGUGCCCGAGAAGCCCCCGAGCGAGGCCCAGCUGCAGGAAGACUACUACAAGAGCGUGCGGACGUACAUGGUGGUGUCGUGGAUGGGGCUCAACGCCAUCCUGGCCAUGGCCGUGUCCGAGGUCUACAGCGACAAGGGCAUCGGCGACAACUUUUACCUGCGCUUCCUGCUCUGGAGCGUCGCGGGCCUGGCCGUCUUCCGCGCCAUCGGAUCGACCACGUUUGCCGUCAUCAACCUCAUCCACCUGGUGGUCGAGGGCAGGAUCCGCAUGACGCUCAAGCUGCCGAGCUGGGCGGGCGGCAUGGGCGAGAAGAUUAGCGAGACCAUGAGCAGCGUGGGAAGCAGCAUUACGAAUACCCUUAGAACAUGA
Messenger RNA from Trichoderma reesei QM6a, 2961 nucleotides. Its product is annotated as glycosyltransferase family 2. The coding region runs from base 1 to 2961 and encodes 986 amino acids. Lineage: Eukaryota; Fungi; Ascomycota; Sordariomycetes; Hypocreales; Hypocreaceae. Gene Ontology annotation, molecular function: chitin synthase activity. The record is from RefSeq and is a predicted model, not a curated record. The transcript has 2 exons. Gene Ontology annotation, cellular component: cell septum; cell periphery.